This is a messenger RNA of Dunckerocampus dactyliophorus (ringed pipefish), 4638 nucleotides long. RefSeq names its product ubiquitin specific peptidase 25 (gene usp25). NCBI's taxonomy places the organism in Eukaryota, Metazoa, Chordata, Actinopteri, Syngnathiformes, Syngnathidae. The record is from RefSeq and is a predicted model, not a curated record. Gene Ontology annotation, cellular component: nucleus; cytosol. The transcript has 26 exons. Gene Ontology annotation, biological process: protein deubiquitination; regulation of protein stability. The coding region runs from base 415 to 3936 and encodes 1173 amino acids. Gene Ontology annotation, molecular function: protein binding; cysteine-type deubiquitinase activity; cysteine-type endopeptidase activity.
UGAAGCAUCAUCUACCUGAAAAUGACUAAACCUGAAGUAUGUUGAUGCUGUUAUUCGUAAAAGUGCACACGUGUAUUUGACUGUUGGUUACAUCGUUAUGAAAGUAUGUAACUCCCACGCCGAAAAUGCAAUGGAUGUAAAAAAAAAAAGUAACUAUUUCCAACAAUGUAGCUGUUAUACGAUUGACGAUUAAAUGGUCGGUGACGUCUUCUCGUCCACACACUGCACAGACGCGAGUAAUCGAUAGCAGAUCGUCGAUGUGUUCAUGCCUGCUGACAAUCUGGGCAAGUCACUCUGCCAUGGCGUCCGGAAUGUCGCAGAAGAAUUCGCGCAGUGUUUAUCGUCACUGAGCAGGCAUUCAUCGCUGCGUUUUGAUCCCGAUUUGAACUGAUCACAUUUGACGUUAAAGCGGCCAUGACGGUGGAGCAAAAUGUCCUCCAGCAUUCUCAAAAGCACCAGCAGACGCUACUAAACCAGUUGCGAGAGGUCACAGGCACCACAGACGUUCAGCUCCUGCAGCAGGCCUUGCAGGCAAGCAAUGGAGACCUGGCUGAGGCCGUGACCUUUCUGACAGAGAAGAAUGCCAAGGUUCGGCAGCAAGAUGAGACCACCUACUACCAGACUUCUCAGGUGUCCGGCGACAGAUACAUCAGCGUGGGCAGUCAAGCAGACUCGAAUGUCAUUGACCUGACGGGAGACGACAAAGAUGACCUGCAGAGAGCGAUUGCCCUCAGCCUGGCAGAGUCCAACCGAGCAUUCAGGGAGACGGGAAUCACCGAUGAAGAGCAGACCAUCAGCAGAGUUUUGGAGGCCAGCAUAGCAGAGAACAAGGCGAGUCUGAAGCGUACCCACACAGAAGUAUGGAGCGAUUCACCCAACCCGCACGACAGGAAGAGGAUAGAUAACUGCCCUGUGGGCUUGAAAAAUGUGGGCAAUACCUGCUGGUUCAGUGCCGUCAUCCAGUCUCUGUUUAACCUGCUAGAGUUCCAGAGGCUGGUGCUCAACUACUCACCACCGACCCAAAUCCAUGAGCUGCCUCGCAACCAGAAGGAGCACAGGAACCUUCCCUUCAUGCAGGAGCUGAGGAACCUCUUCUCCCUCAUGGUGGGUUCUAAGAGGAAGUAUGUGGACCCGUCACGAGCUGUGGAAAUCCUCAAAGAUGCCUUCAAGUCCAGCGAGUCGCAACAGCAGGAUGUGAGCGAGUUCACCCACAAGCUCUUGGACUGGCUGGAGGAUGCCUUUCAAAUGAAGGCUGAAGAAGACAGGGAAGAAGACAAGCCAAAAAACCCAAUGGUGGAGCUUUUCUAUGGACGCUUCCUUGCUGUUGGCGUCCUGGAAGGUAAAAAAUUUGAGAACACAGAGCUGUUUGGUCAGUACCCGCUGCAGGUGAAUGGCUUCAAGGAUCUCCACGAGUGUCUCGAGGCAGCAAUGAUCGAGGGGGAGAUUGAAUCCUUGCACUCUGCUGAGAACUCUGCCAGGUCUGGACAAGAGCACUGGUUCACGGAACUCCCUCCUGUGCUGACCUUUGAGCUGUCAAGAUUUGAGUUUAAUCAAGCACUCGGGCGGCCUGAGAAGAUCCACAACAAGCUCGAGUUCCCCUUUAUGCUGUACAUGGACAGAUACAUGGACAGAAACAGAGAAAUAACUCGCAUCAAGAGAGAGGAGAUCAGGAGGUUGAAAGAACAUUUGACGCUGCUCCAGCAGAGAUUGGAAAGGUAUCUGAGCUAUGGCUCCGGCCCCAAGAGGUUUCCUCUGGCAGAUGUCCUCCAGUAUGCUAUGGAGUUCGCUUCCAGUAAACCUGUGUGUACCUCCCCCGUGGAAGACAUUGACUCUUCAGCACCCCCUGGUGGUGCAACGGGACAGCAGCUGCCGCCUCCAAGCAUGGCCGAGCAGGAUUCUUUGGCUCCCUCGGAGAGCCCAGGCUCUGCCCCAGGCCCCGCUUCAACAGUCACCGCAGCCCAGCAGCAGAGGGCACCCAUUCAUAAGCCUUUCACCCAGUCCAGACUACCUCCUGACCUCCCCAUGCACCCAGCUCCACGCCACAUCACCGAAGAGGAAUUAAGGGUCCUUGAGGCAUGCCUGCACCGAUGGAGGAGUGAAGUUGAAUAUGACACCCGAGAUCUACAGGGCAGUAUUUCACGAAUCCACAGAACCAUUGAGAUGAUGUACUCUGACAAAGCAAUGAUGCAGGUUCCUUACCGGCUUCAUGCGGUGUUGGUCCACGAAGGCCAGGCCAAUGCAGGCCACUACUGGGCCUACAUCUACGACCCGCAUCAGCGUUGCUGGAUGAAGUACAACGAUAUCUCUGUUACAAAGUCUUCCUGGGAGGAGCUGGUGCGGGACUCGUUUGGAGGUUACCGCAACGCCAGUGCCUACUGUCUCAUGUAUAUCAAUGACAAGAAGCCAUUUCUCAUCGAAGAGGAGUUUGAUAAAGAAACGGGCCAGAUACUGAGCGGCAUGGACAAACUUCCGCCAGACCUGAAGCAGUACGUGAAGGAGGACAACGAGCUUCUUGACAAGGAGAUUGAGGAGUGGGAUGCUUUUCAGGCCCGCAAGGCUCAGCAGGAUAGGCUGCCUCUCUCCACGGCAGCUGCUGCGGCAGCGUCAGCGCCAUCCAGCACCUCCACUUCCUCCUCUUCACCGCAGCCUAUGAGUAUUGAGUGCAGCCCGCCAGACAAUGCAGCCUCCCAGCAGGAUCCUGAGUACAUGGAGCAGCCGUCACCCACCAGUGACUCCAAGCACCUGCAGGAGGACACAGAGAGAGCCAUCUCCAGAGUGGCUGCUGAACAGGAGGAGAGGAGCCCAGAAGCGUUGUUAAAUGCCACUGAAGCCCAGUUGAGCCCAUCCUCGACUCCGCCUCCUGACCUUGUCAUGGAGGAUGAGUCCCCAGGCCACCACACAGUAGAGGUGGCCAUUCCCAAUGUGGGGACCUUUGUCAUUGAGUCAGAAGAGGGAGGAUAUGAUGAUGAGAGACUAUUAUUUUGUUUAAUGCGGUUGCUGCUUCCCGGGCAGGCGAUGAUGACCCCGAACAUGCAGGGUGUAAUUAUGGCUAUUGGCAAAUCCAGCAGAGUAUUUGAAAAGAAUGGGCCUGAGGCAGCCUUUUUUAAGGCUCUCAAGCUAGAAUAUGCUCGACUUCUGAGGUUUGCUCAAGAGGACACGCCACCUGAGAAAGACUACCGGCUCCAGCAUGUCAUUGUCUACUUCAUCCAGAACCAAGCACCCAAGAAGAUCCUGGAGAGGACUUUGCUCACUCAGUUCGCGGACCGUAAUCUGGCAUUUGAUGAGAGAUGCAAAAGCAUUAUGAAUGUGGCACGCGCCAAACUGGACCUGAUUAAGCCCGAAGAGGUCAACAUGGAUGAGUAUGAGACGUGGCAUCAGGACUACAGGAACUUCCGCGAGACAACCAGUUUCAUGAUAACAGGCUUGGAGCUCUUCCACAAGACAAAUUACGUGGAGGCGCUGAUGUAUCUGAUCUACUCACACCAGUACAACAAGGAGCUUCUGACUAAGGGGCUGUAUAGAGGGCACGAUGAAGACUUGCUAGGUCACUACCGUCGGGACUGUUUGCUGAAAUUAAACGAGCAAGCGGCAGCCAUGUUUGAGACGGGAGAAGAACCCGAAGUGACCACCGGCUUGGGCAUCAUGAAUGAGCUGGUGGUGCCCUGCAUCCCCCUGCUGCUGGUUGACGACGCUGACAAGGACCUGCUAGCGGUGGAAGACAUGAGGAACCGCUGGUGCUCCUACUUGGGACAAGAGAUGGAACCCAACCUCCAGGAAAAGCUGACCGACUUCCUGCCCAAGUUGCUGGACUGCUCGGCGGAGAUGAAAAGCUUCCACGACCCCCCAAAGGUGCCCGCCUCCUCCACGCUGGAGCUGUGUGAGCGAUUCAGCCGCAUCAUGAGCAGCCUCGGCAAGGCGGCCGCCCACGGCAGAUGAAGCACCCUUUCUCCCAGGCCCCCCCGGGGGCUUUACAUCCAUGGACCUCUCUUAACCCAUGCCUUCCUUUUCGAAACCCAGGGCUCACUCGCUUUCUAGCUUAUUCCUCUGUUAGCGUUUUGCUGCUUUCAUCACGGCGGAUGCGAUUUCACUCAUUGGACGCCAGCGUUCAACAGAGGACGAGGACGAGGACGAGGACGAGGUGGACGUUUAAGUUAGUGGAGCACAAAAGGCAAUCCUGCAGCUAAAAGCACAUUCAUCUCCGGCUUUGUGAAACAUAGUUUCAUAGUUUACCCGUGUCGUCGCUGUUUUGAUUUCAGCUCAAACAAGCCCCCCGCCCCCACCAGUCUCUGCCCGUUCCACGUCUGGUCACUUCCGGUCGGCUUUUAUUUUUCUAAGGCAGGAAGAAAAUCUUCAGGUUUAUCAGAGUAUCUCAAAUGGGUCUCAAAUGUCAAAUGUCUGCGUGGGCUGCUCCACAACGAGAAGUUUCAAGUGCUGUGGUGGACAGCCGUGCACUUUCUGUGGCUUGUUGAGAAAUCCAUAGAAUAAAAUUUUAUUUAUGGCCCUUUUAGGCCAAAUAAGUCCUUGUCUUGUCUUUUUGCAUCGAACGUGUCUGCAAACAUGAAGUUAGUUCUUUACUAGCACAGCGCAUGACAAGUAAAAUGUCACAAAGGGGCUGUUGGCACGCUCAGUUUCCACACA